This is a messenger RNA of Colletes gigas, 1519 nucleotides long. Its product is annotated as putative malate dehydrogenase 1B. The transcript has 6 exons. The record is from RefSeq and is a predicted model, not a curated record. Gene Ontology annotation, molecular function: L-malate dehydrogenase (NAD+) activity. NCBI's taxonomy places the organism in Eukaryota, Metazoa, Arthropoda, Insecta, Hymenoptera, Colletidae. Gene Ontology annotation, biological process: tricarboxylic acid cycle; oxaloacetate metabolic process; malate metabolic process. Bases 1 to 1275 code for a protein of 424 amino acids.
AUGUCAGCAGAGAGAUGCAUGGUUACGAUAGCUGGCAUUUUAGAAGACCAUGUUUUCAAUCAUAUAUGUUUUAUAGCCGAAAGUUUGUCUACAAUAUUACCUAACUUUUGUUUCAGGAAAAUUUGUAAAACAUCAAUCGAAUGGAAAGCUUAUGAAGCGGAGAAUAAUAAAUGUAAGUGUUUGGAUGUACAAACAAAACGUCGUCGAAUAAUGAUAAUUGGCGCGGGAAGAUCGAUGUGCCCAGAUUUGGUUUCCGAAUUGAUAAUGACGAAAGAACUUUGGUUAACUCACGGGGUUGUUAUUAAUUUAUACGAUGAGCCAGGUUGUUUUUUUAAAUUGAGAAGAAUUCUUAAAGAUUCGGAAGGAAUUGGCGGGGGUUUAAAUGCAGUGAAAGUUUUGGACAAUAUACCCGAUGGUUUAAACGACUGUGACACACUGAUUUAUCUUGAUACAUUAUCAAGAGAAGAAUUUGAAAGAACAGACAGCUGGUUGCAACGAAAUUAUACGUGCAUAAAAGAAUUAUCUAUGCAAAUAAAUCAGUAUGCACCCUUACACAUGAAAGUAAUUUUCUGUUCAAUGGGACCUACGUGUUUUUACGUUAAUAUCAUGCAUGAGCUUGUUAAAAAAUUACCGAAAACAAAUAUUGUUGCUGUCAGUUCUCAUUACGGAUUGGAACUUGUAUAUCCGUUUGUUAGUUCAUUAGGUUUCACCUUACGAAAUUUUGGUUGUCCACCUGUUUGGGGAUAUUUAGGAAUUAAUCAGUUUGUAGAUGUUCAUCAUAUGAUUCAAAAAUGCGAUAUUUAUCGACCCAACAAGAGAGCUAUAGAUUCAAAUGAAAAUGUAACGUUACCAGUGGGAGUACAGCGUUCAGAAUUAAGAUGGUUCUUCUAUUUAGCGCAAGACAAAAUAGAUCCUUAUGAGAAUCAUUAUGAACGUAAGUCACUCCUUCAGUAUCAAGUUGGUAGAUCGGAAGAUUUUCAAAAGUGUAGAGCGAUCUGUGAUCUUUUGAAAUUAUGGUACAGCAAGGAAGAAUAUAUCGGGGAUGAAAUUAUAUCGCUAGGGAUUUCUUCCGAUGGUUCUUUUGGCAUUCCAAAGGGAUUAGCAUUUUCACAACCGGUCUAUUUAAAAGUAUCAGGAGAUCAUUCGCGAGUAUGGACACCUUUCACAGAUUUUCCAAUGCCACACAUGCCGAUCGAAAUAUUUCAAAAUCUUAUAGACACUGCUAUUAUCGUGAAGGGAAAAAUAACGAAACUGAAAGAUAAGUUGAAAGAAUAAUAUUUCAUUUAUUUUACAUCGGGCAUUUUUUUCCGCGUUCCCUUCGAUUACGAGGCCCCCCUCCCCCCGUCCUCCAUUUCGAAAAGCAUCGGUACAUACAUGCAUAUUUCUCUCGACUGAAUAUACGCCCAUUUUUGAAUAGAAAGUAUCAAUUUUAUUAUAUUAUUUAAAUACAUAAAUACCACAAAAUUAUUCAAUUUUAACUUAAGUAUUCCAGCUGCCUGUUAUAAUAUACAUGUAUAAA